GGGCAUCAGCCUUCUUCUGAUGACUAUGUCACUCCUUAUGAUGGCACGCCUCGAACUCCCGGCUCGCGAGGAACACCCAGGAUGCCAAGAAGCGAUGUCGGCGGGUCGCAUCGCAGGUAUCGACGCCAGCGUCCACAAGUUCCCGAAACGCCCACUGCAUCUGCUGGCGGGAUACCGGAGGAACAGAAUGUGCCAUCUCAGAAUUUCGUCUCCGAGGAAGACCCGCCGGAGGUGACGCAGACGUUUGUGUGGGGGACAAAUAUCAAUGUCAGGGAUGCAACUAACCGGUUCCGGAGGUUUGUGCGCAAUUUCACUGAGGCUGGAGGCACAGGAGAGGCCAAAUACAUCCGCAUACUUGAAGAGGUUCUUGAAGCAGAGUCAAGACAUUUUAAUCUUGACUGCGUGGACUUGUUCGCGUUUGACCCGGAGCUGUACCACAUGAUGGUAGAGCAUCCUCGAGAGAUUGUCCCAAUCUUUGAUAUCGUUGUCAACAGUAUGGCCGAGGACCGUGUCCUCCAGCCCUUAGAGAGGCAUAUUCAGGUUCGAACCUUCAACCUCAAAGCUACAGUGCACAUGCGAGAGCUCAAUCCAAACGAUAUUGAUCAGCUGGUUCAAAUUCGGGGGAUGAUAAUCAGGUGUAGUCAGAUCAUUCCUGAUAUCAAAGAGGCUUUUUUCAAGUGCCUAGUCUGUGGUCACUCACCUGACCCCGUCUUCAUUGACAGAGGGCGUAUUCAGGAGCCGACUGCAUGUGCCCGGCCGGAGUGUGCCACGAAGAACUCGAUGACUUUGGUGGUUGGAGUUUUUCGAGCGACACCAGUGAAAGUAGCACCAAGGCAGCGCACCUUGAAAUCCCUAUAUAAGACAUAUGUUGAUGCGAUACAUAUCAAGAAGACGGACAAACGAAGGUUACAAGCGGAAGAUCCGCUUGACAUGAACAAGAAUAGCGACACAUUUGCGUCAUUUCCGGAAGGGAACACGCUCAAGGAGGACCAGGAGGCAAUGAUCGGUCGAUUGGAGGAAUUGUCAAGGCGUCCUGACAUCUACGAAGUCUUGACUCGAUCAAUUGCACCGAGUAUUUGGGAGCUCGACGAUAUCAAGAAGGGCAUUCUCUGCCAGCUUUUUGGUGGUGUGGGGCAACGAGCAGAGACAGGAUCUGGAAGCUUCAGAGGCGACAUCAAUAUUCUACUGGUUGGCGAUCCUGGGACAAGUAAGUCACAGAUGCUGCAGUUUGUGCAUAAGAUUGCACCACGUGGCAUUUACACAAGUGGACGAGGAAGCUCUGCUGUUGGUUUGACUGCAUAUGUUACAAGAGACCCUGAGACAAGAGAGAUGGUUCUGGAGAGUGGCGCGCUGGUCCUUAGCGAUAAGGGCAUAUGCUGCAUUGAUGAGUUCGACAAGAUGUCAGACAAUGCAAGGAGUAUGCUCCAUGAGGUCAUGGAGCAGCAAACUGUAUCUGUGGCUAAGGCAGGAAUCAUCGCAACACUGAAUGCGCGAACGUCAGUGUUGGCGAGUGCGAAUCCGAGCGGAAGCCGCUACAAUCCUCGUCUCUCAGUCAUUGACAACAUCCAAUUGCCGCCGACUUUACUGUCCAGAUUCGAUUUGAUAUAUCUAGUACUUGACAAGGCAGAUGAGCAGACGGAUCGCCGACUGGCUCGACACUUGGUUGCCUUGCAUUACGAGAACCCCGAGGUGCGAGAGGUGGACACUCUGGAUCUACAGACACUUACCCGAUAUAUUUCUCACGCUCGUCAACACAUCCACCCGGAGAUCGGAGAUGAUGCUGCCGAAGACCUCAUAAAUGCCUAUGUGGAGAUGCGGCGAAUGGGGGGAAACAGGAAGAUCAUCACUGCGACGCCACGUCAGCUUGAGAGUCUGGUUCGCGUUUCCGAGGCUCUUGCAAGAAUGAGAUUUUCUCUUCAGGUGGAGAGAUGUGAUGUAGCAGAGGCAGUAAGGCUCCUCCGUGUCGCAAUGCAGCAGUCUGCGACAGACCCGAGAACUGCUUCUGGAAGAGCUGAAGAAGCAGAACACAAUGGAUGUUUCCGUGAACGAGGUGCGAGAUGCUUUAGGAACUUUGCAGGCAGAGGCCAUGAUCAAAAUUACGGGGGACUCGAUACAGAGGACAUAGAUCGAAGGUACGAGAUUCAGUAGAAAUAGGGAAGGGCAGAUUUUUUACCCCUGUAUGAAACUACCAGGGUCCUUUCGCCGUCUCCACAUA
This is a messenger RNA of Chara braunii, 2215 nucleotides long. NCBI's taxonomy places the organism in Eukaryota, Viridiplantae, Streptophyta, Charophyceae, Charales, Characeae. The record is from the annotation of a GenBank genome assembly.